Molecule: messenger RNA, 2261 nt
Organism: Acromyrmex echinatior (Panamanian leafcutter ant)
Lineage: Eukaryota; Metazoa; Arthropoda; Insecta; Hymenoptera; Formicidae
Gene: Tektin-A
Product: Tektin A
Biological process (GO): cilium assembly; cilium movement involved in cell motility
Cellular component (GO): nucleus; microtubule cytoskeleton
Source: RefSeq, a predicted model, not a curated record
UAUUUUCUUUAUGUUUACUAUUUUAUAUGACUCGUAUGUAAUAAUUAAAUUGAGUCGAUUUAUUAGAUCUGUUUUUAGACCUGCACUAAACUGAAUUAAAACUUUUUCUCGCUUUCGCCAAAUAUAUUAUCAAAUAUGUAUAUAUCUAAAGUGUACACUAGUUCAGCUACAAAAACAGACUUCUUGAGAAUAUUACAAUGCUCAAUUAUUUCUCAGUGAAUACUCCACAUUCUGUUUUCUCCCGAAACUCUGAAACUCUAAUUACGCGAUUGUUCCGCUGACAGCCCACAAGACAUUUUACAACAACAAAUUGAGGUAAGUUCUUCCUAUGUCAUUAAUUUACAUAAAUUACACACACAUCGACAUAUCUUGUAGCAACGAUAUCUUAAUAUAUGUGUAAAUAGAUUAUUCUUAAGAAGAUAUAUAGAAAAAUGUAUGUCGAGUAAGUUCUUCCUAUGUCAUUAAUUUACAUAAAUUACACACACAUCGACAUAUCUUGUAGCAACGAUAUCUUAAUAUAUGUGUAAAUAGAUUAUUCUUAAGAAGAUAUAUAGAAAAAUGUAUGUCGAGUAAGUUCUUCCUAUGUCAUUAAUUUACAUAAAUUACACACACAUCGACAUAUCUUGUAGCAACGAUAUCUUAAUAUAUGUGUAAAUAGAUUAUUCUUAAGAACAUAUAUAGAAAAAUGUAUGUCGAAUGGUGUGUAUAUUGCGUGUAAUUAUUGUAUUGUUAUACACAUAUACACAAUUUACUUUUCAUCUUGUAACAAAUUUUAAAAGGCACAACCAUGCCCUAUGAUGAAGCACGAAUGUGGUUGCGGAGACAACGCCGAAAAACCUCCGCUUUAUUUACCUCAGCCCGAAGAUAAAUAUCCACCAAAACUUGAACACACAAUGGAACCUAUUGGUCCAUGGGCUACAGGCAAAGUAACCUGUUCUCGCGAGAAUGGAAUAACUGGUUUGAGGCCAGUUGCAGAUCGAUAUUCCAUCACUCGCUACGGACCAAGUGAAUGGCGCGCGCACAAUUUGAGUAUCUUUCAGCAAUCGAAUGAGAGAGUCCAUGAUGCUCGAGUCGCAGCUGACCGUGCAAAGCAAUGCAUAGACCAAGUAUACACGACAGCUGACAAAAUACAAUUAGAAACGACGGAACAUUUAAAAACACGGGCUAAUGUGGUUUACCAUUGGAAGACAAAUUUAGAACAUGCGAUCGCUGCCAUUGCAGAAGAGAUGGAAUUGUUAGAAACCGAGCGUCGCCGUGUACAGCGAUCUUUAUCGAUAUUGACCAUUCCUUUGUCAAUCGCAAAUGAAUUUUUGCAGUUACGCUCCUUACGUCUAAACACUGAUCUUGUCCGUGAUAAAGUCGAGGAACAGCUCAUAAAGGAAAUAGCGCUUUGUACCGAGAUACGAGAUUUACUGAGGAGAAUUUAUGAACAGAUCGAAAUGCAAAUGGUCGAAUUGAAAUCUGCGAAAGCGCGAGCAGAGAAUGAUUGGUCUGAUAAAAUUCAUACGUACAAUUUAGACUCCAUAUGUGUGAAUUUGUCUAAUGAUUCUCCACUUCUACUAUGGAAAGCUGGAGCUACGAGAUUUCCAGCCGAUCAAUCUACUCCUACAAGUUACGACCAUUUCACUCAAGAGGUAUUAGCUGAUGGUGAAACUGCUAAACAAAGAUCAAUAAAAUUAAGGUCCACCUUGAAUGAUAUAUAUACUAAAUCCAUUAAAGAUUUACGCGAUCAAGCGACUCGCGUUGACGUUGCACUUGCAAAUAAUGUGGAACUCACACAAGAUUGCCUUCAACAACUAGAGAAUGACUUACUUCGCUGCUUGCAUGAACUAGCAAAUACAGAAAAGUUGAUUGAGACACUUCGGGGUUCAACGAAGGGAUUAAACAAUGGUAUGAAAUUAGCACAAACGAGAUUAGAUAAUCGAUUGAAUCGAUUCAAUGUUGAAAGUUGUCGAGAUGCACCUCAACUUGCUCUUAUUGAAGAAGUGAAAUCACUUGGCGAACAUACUUCUGCUGUAUUGGCAGAAUUAAAACGUGCUGAGGAAGUUCAGGCGGAAUUAGUCAAGACAAGAGGCAUCCUUGAACAUGAAAUAAUGAUAAAACGGAAGACUUUACAUAUGGACAAGGAACGAGGUCAAUUACUGCGUACAUUCUACCCUUCUAAUACAAAGUUGGCUGGAUUUUAAUAAAUUAAAUAUAUAUGUACGUAAUGACAAUGUGCAAUGUAAUGACAGGAAAUUAAAACUGAAUUUAUUAAUCAA